Molecule: messenger RNA, 603 nt
Organism: Paramuricea clavata
Lineage: Eukaryota; Metazoa; Cnidaria; Anthozoa; Malacalcyonacea; Plexauridae
Source: the annotation of a GenBank genome assembly
AUGGCUAUACGUUUUGGUAGAAACCCAACUGAGAUAUGCCUCAUAUUUAACGAAGUUCUGGAUUUGGUAUAUGAUGCACACCACCACCGCCUGGAGAGUUGGAAUCAGCCUUUUUUGUCACCAGAGCUGCUCCAAAAUUGUGCUGAUGCAGUACAUGACAAGGGUGCCCCAUUGGAAAACUGCUUUGGAUUUAUCGAUGCAGGCACUGUUCGCCCAAUUGCUCGACCGAAAUACUACCAGCGACAAAUGUACAAUGGUCACAAGAGGGUGCAUUCCAUAAAAUUUCAAAGUGUUGUGCUGCCUAAUGGUCUUAUUGCUAACCUUGCUGGGCCUUACGAAGGUAAAAGACACGACAGUACAAUGCUUCGUGUAUCAGGGCUUCUAGCUUCCUUACGGCAGGUUGCCUUCCACAACAACCAACCGCUUUGUCUCUAUGUGAUCCAGCUUACCCACUGGGAAUUCAUUUGCAAGCACCGUUUAGAAAUAGGGAGCUUACACCUGAAAAGUGCAAGCAAAAUUACACAAAUCAGGCCUGUCUUGGACCUUAAAGUUGACAGUUUACCAGGUAACAAUGUAUGCAAGGCCUGCUUUCUUAAAAUAUAA